Molecule: messenger RNA, 651 nt
Organism: Lagenorhynchus albirostris (white-beaked dolphin)
Lineage: Eukaryota; Metazoa; Chordata; Mammalia; Artiodactyla; Delphinidae
Product: type 2 phosphatidylinositol 4,5-bisphosphate 4-phosphatase-like
Exons: 1
Coding region: 1-651 (216 amino acids)
Biological process (GO): phosphatidylinositol dephosphorylation
Cellular component (GO): lysosomal membrane; plasma membrane; late endosome membrane
Molecular function (GO): phosphatidylinositol-4,5-bisphosphate 4-phosphatase activity
Source: RefSeq, a predicted model, not a curated record
AUGUCCCCACCAUACUUACAAGAAAGCAGCCCCAGAGCAGAACUCCCACCUCCAUACACAGCCAUCGCCAGCCCAGACGCCAGUGGUAUUCCAGUAAUAAAGUGCCAUGUGUGCCAAUCUCUCAUCAGUUUGGAUGGCAAGCUUCACCAGCUUGUGGUUAGGUGCACGGUUUGCAAUGAUGCUAGGCCAGUCGAAAAUCCCCCAACAAGGAAGAAGUAUGUUAGAUGCCCUCGUAAUUGUCUCCUCAUUUAUAAGGACACAUCAUGGCAAAUAGGAUGUCCAAGACCCACCUGUAGACACGUAAUUAACCUUGGCCUAGUAAUGCUUAUUUCUGCAGAACAGCCAGCUCAACCUGCAUUGCCAGUCCAACCAGAAGGUACAAGGAUCAUGUGUGGGCACUGUGGAAACAUGUUCUUGUGGAUGGAACUGAGGUUCAGCACUCUGGCAAAAUGCCCACACUGCAAAAAAAUUUCCUCAGUGGGUAGUGCACUUCCUCGAAGGUGCUGCUGUGCGUAUAUUACCAUUGGAAUGAUAUGUAUUUUCACUGGAGUUGGAUUAACUGUUGGCACCCAAGAUUUUGCAAGGCAAUUUCAUGCAACCUAUGUUUCUUGGGCAGUUGCUUAUCUCUUAGCUUUGAUCUGCCUUAUCUGA